Molecule: messenger RNA, 4890 nt
Organism: Yamadazyma jaroonii
Lineage: Eukaryota; Fungi; Ascomycota; Pichiomycetes; Serinales; Debaryomycetaceae
Source: the annotation of a GenBank genome assembly
AUGGUUGAUAAUCUAUCUUGCCCCGUUUGGGAAUAUGAUGAUAUCACCCAAUGUACUAAAGAUGACAUUCUUAAUUAUAAGAUGUUAUUAAUACCAUUGGUUGGUUCAUUCGUUCUUUUAUCUUUUAAAUCCUUACAAAGUUUAUCAAAGAAAUCCCAUAAAAUUGAAAUUGUAGAAGAAAACAGACCUUUAUUAGCUUCUAAUAAUACUACUAAAUAUACUGAUGAUAAUGAAGACAAUGAAAUAUAUGAUGGUGCAUCUAUGAAAGCCAAACAUUUUGAUUUAACCAAAUUGGAAAAUUUAGACAGUGAAGGCAAACCUCAUGGUGAAUCCAUUAUAGUAGGUAAAAAUACUUACGAAAGGUUAAGAAUAUGUGUUGAAUAUUUGUUAGUAGUUUUGCAAUUUAUUGUAUCAGUUUCAAUGUUUUUUAUCAAAGAUUUCUCCCAAGAAUUCAAUUUUAAUCAAAAAUUGACCAAAUCAUUAUUUUGGGGUUAUUUAUUCAUUAUUGGAACUUUUAGAAUCAUUAACAUUAAUCAAGUUAAAAUCAAAUUACCAAGUUUAUUUGCUCAUUCUACUUUAUUAUAUAGUUUUAACGUUAUUCCAGCAAUUAUUAUCUUCAGAUCGGUGUUAAUCGGACAUAUUACAGACAGAGUUAUUAAGAAUUAUUAUAUCUUGAACUUCAUCGUAAGUGUUACAUUGUUCAUUUCAAAUAUUACUGCUGAAGUUGGUGAUAAACCAGCUACUGUUUAUAUCACUAGUGAUGGAGCCAUUCCAUCUCCUGAAAGUACUACUUCAAUUUUUUCCUUUGUCAUCUAUUCAUGGAUUGAUAAAUUAAUUUGGAAAGGUUACAAAACUACCAUCAAUGAAAAAGAUGUUUGGAGUUUAAUGGAAAGUGAUUAUGCUUUAAAUGUAUUGAAAGGUUUUGAAGCUGCGAAAACUACUUCAAGAUUCGCUAUCAAAGUAUUUGCCCAUUUUAAAGGGUUAUUCGCAUUACAAGCCGGUUAUGCUAUUAUUGAAUCUUUCCUUGUUUUUACUCCAACUUUAUUAUUGAAACAUGUUUUAGAAUAUGUUGCUGAUCCAACCUCAAUGCCAAAAAAUGUCGCUUGGACUUUAGUUAUAUUAAUGUCCUUCUGUAAGGUCAUUGAUUCUUUAACUUCAGGUUGUUCAUUAUUCAUCGGUAGAAGAGUUUGUUGUAGAAUCAAAGCUGUUAUUAUCGGUGAGGUUUAUGCCAAAGCUUUAAGAAGAAAGAUUACUGUUUCAAAUUAUGAUGGUAAUGAUAAAGAUGACGAUAAAAAAGAUGAUGACGAUAAAAAGGAUAACAAGGAUAAAGAUGAAAAAACUACUGCUGAAUUAGGUGCCAUUAUCAAUUUAAUGGCCAUCGAUGCUUUCAAAGUUUCUGAAGUUUGUGGUUAUUUACAUUUCUUUAGUGGUUCUAUUUUCAUGAUUUUCCUUUGUCUUUACUUAUUAUAUGAUUUAAUCGGUUGGAGUGCUUGGGCUGGUGCUUUAGUUAUUUUUGCUGUUUUACCAAUCAAUUAUAAACUUGCUAUCUGGUUAGGUGAUUUACAAAAGAAUAUGUUAGCUAUUACUGAUAAAAGAAUUCAAAAAUUGAAUGAAACUUUACAAAGUAUUAGAAUUAUCAAAUUCUUCGCUUGGGAAAAGAAUUUCUUUGAAGAUGUUAUGGAAUUAAGAAAUCAAGAAUUGAAGAAAUUAGCCUUGAGAUAUUUAUCAUGGGCUUUUGGUUCAGUUAUUUGGUUCACUACUCCAACUUUAAUUACUUUAGUUUCAUUUUAUUGUUAUGUUAUCAUUGAAGGUAAUACUUUAACUGCGCCAAUUGCUUUCACUGCUUUAUCAUUAUUUACCUUAUUAAGAGGUCCAUUAGAUCAAUUAGCUGAUAUGACUGCUUUAGUUAUUCAAUCUAAAGUUUCUUUGGAUAGAGUUGGUGAUUUCUUAGCUGAACCUGAAACUUCAAAAUAUGAACAAUUAACUUCUCAACCAGGUCCAAAUUCUCCAAAAAUUGGUUUUGAAAAUGCUACAUUUGCAUGGAACAAAUCCGAAGCCAAUUCUUUCAAAUUAAGAGAUAUCAAUGUUGAAUUCAAAGAAGGUAAAUUAAAUGUUAUCUUUGGUGCUACUGGUUCAGGUAAAACUUCUUUAUUAUUAGCUUUAUUAGGUGAAAUGGAUUUAAUUGAAGGUAAAGUUUUCUUACCAGGUUUCUUACCAAGAGAUGAUUUAGUUGUCGAUAAAGAAACUGGUUUAACUGAUUCUGUUGCUUAUUGUGCCCAAUCUGCUUGGUUAUUAAAUGAUACCAUUAGAGGUAAUAUUCUUUUUGGUGCUCCAUUCAAUCAAGAUCGUUAUGAUGAAGUUAUUGAUGCUUGUGGAUUAACUAGAGAUUUACAAAUUUUAUCUGCUGGUGAUCAAACUGAAAUUGGUGAAAAAGGUAUUACUUUGUCUGGUGGUCAAAAACAAAGAGUCUCUUUAGCAAGAGCUUUAUAUUCUAAUUCUAAAACUAUCAUUUUAGAUGAUUGUUUAUCAGCUGUCGAUUCUCAUACUGCUUUAUGGAUUUAUGAAAAUUGUAUUUCAGGUCCUGUUAUGGAUAACAGAACUUGUAUUUUAGUUUCUCAUAAUGUUGCUUUAACUGUUCAAAAUGCUGAUUGGAUUAUUAUGAUGGAAAAUGGUAGAAUCAAAGAUCAAAAUACUGCUGAAAAAUUAUUAGCUUCAGGUAUUUUAGGUACUGAUGAUUUAGUUAAAUCAUCAGUAUUAAAUUCCAGAAAUCAAUCAUCUUCAGAUUUAACUAAAGCUGAUAAAAACAGUGAUUUGAAAGCUAAAUCUGCUGUUAUCGAAGCUAAACUUCAAGCUUUUACUGAUUCCAAUGCUACUGAAGCUGACGAUAAAGAUCUUGCCACUAAAACUGAUGGGAAAUUGAUUGAGGAAGAAGAAAGAGCUGAAGGUGCUGUUUCUUCAACUGUUUAUACUGGUUAUUUGAGUUUCUUUGGUGGUUAUUUCACAUGGAUUGGUCUUUGUGCUGUUUUCUUAUUAGCUCAAGGUAUUUAUAUUUUACAAUCUUGGUGGUUAAGAAAAUGGGCCAUGCAAAGUGAACAAGCUACUAUGAUUAAAUCUGUUAUUACUAAUUUCAGUGGAUCUCCUACUGCAUUCGGUAUCAAAAGCAAUUUUGUUGUUCAAUCAAUGAUUCAAGUCAAGAAUUCUGUUGAUCAAUUAGCUGCUGAACAUCCUCCAAUUUAUUAUAUCAUUAUUUAUGGUGUUAUUGGUUUCCUUUAUGCAUUCGUUUCUUCGGCUAAAGUUCUUAUCACUUUCUUUGCUGGUAUCAGAGCUUCCAAUAAAAUGUUUAUUAAAGUCUUACAAUCUGUUCUUAAUGCUAGAUUAAGAUUUUUUGAUAAAACUCCUAUUGGUCGUAUUAUGAAUAGAUUUUCAAAAGAUAUUGAAGCUGUUGACCAAGAAUUAACUCCAUUUGCCGAAUAUACUUUUGCUUGUCUUGUUACCUGUGGUUCAACAUUAUUCUUAAUUACUUUCAUUACCCCAGGAUUCUUGAUUUUUGCUUUCUUCAUUGCUUUAAUCUACUACCUUAUUGGUGUUUUAUAUAUCUCAUUAACUAGAGAGUUGAAAAGAUUCGAAUCUGUUACCAAAUCACCAAUCCAUCAACAUUUCUCCGAAUCAUUAGCUGGUAUUGCUACCAUUAGAGCUUAUGGUGUUGAAUCAAGAUUCAUGAGACAAAACAUCAAUAAAAUCGAUGCUAACAACAAACCUUUCUUCUACUUAUGGGUAGCUAAUAGAUGGUUAGCUUUACGUAUUGAUGCUGCUGGUGCUUUGGUCACUUUAUGUGCUGGUAUUUUUGUUUUAUUAUCUGUUGAUUAUUUGGAUGCUGGUUUAGCCGGUUUAUCUUUAACUUACGCUAUUGCUUUCAGUGAAAGUGCUUUAUGGAUUGUCAGGCUUUACUCCAAUUUGGAAAUGAACAUGAAUUCUGUUGAAAGAUUACAAGAAUAUUUUGAAAUCGAUCAAGAACCUCCACAUGAAAUUCCUGAAACUGAACCAAGAGCUUCAUGGCCAGAAAAUGGUGAAAUUGAAGUUGAAGAUGUUUCUUUGAGAUAUGCUCCUGAAUUACCAAGAGUCAUCAAAAAUAUUUCAUUCCAUGUCAAACCAAAGAAUAAAAUUGGUAUCGUUGGUAGAACAGGUGCCGGAAAAUCAACUAUUAUUACUGCAUUUUUCAGAUUCUUAGAUCCUGAAACUGGUAAAAUCUUAAUUGAUGGUGUCGAUAUUUGUAAGAUUGGUUUAAGAAAUUUGAGACAAGCUAUUACUAUUAUUCCUCAAGAUCCAACUUUAUUCACCGGUACUAUUAAAACUAAUUUAGAUCCAUUCGGUGAAUUCACCGAUAAACAAAUGUUUGAAGCUUUAAGAAGAGUCAAUCUUGUUUCUUCUAAUGAAUUAUCAUCGUCCCCAGCAUCACAAUCAUUGACUGAAAAUAGAAAUCAAUUCUUGGAUCUUAAUUCUCAAGUUAGUGAAGGAGGUUCUAAUUUAUCUCAAGGUCAAAGACAAUUGAUGUGUUUAGCCAGAUCAUUAUUAAGAAAUCCAAAGGUUAUUCUUUUAGAUGAAGCAACUGCUUCCAUUGAUUAUGAAUCUGAUGCUUUAAUUCAACAAACAAUUAGAGAAGAAUUUUCUAAUUCAACUAUUUUAACUAUUGCCCAUAGAUUAAGAUCAAUUAUUGAUUAUGAUAAAAUCUUGGUUAUGGAUGCCGGUAAAGUAGUGGAAUAUGAUGAUCCUUAUACUUUAAUUGCCAAUAAAGAUAGUUUAUUCCAUAGUAUGUGUGACAAUAGUGGUGAAUUAGAUACUUUAAUUAAGUUAGCUAAAGAAGCUUUUGUUACCAAGAAGAAUACUAAGUAA